Messenger RNA from Cyanidioschyzon merolae strain 10D, 1122 nucleotides. RefSeq names its product similar to phytoene synthase. NCBI's taxonomy places the organism in Eukaryota, Rhodophyta, Bangiophyceae, Cyanidiales, Cyanidiaceae. The transcript has a single exon. The coding region runs from base 1 to 1122 and encodes 373 amino acids. Gene Ontology annotation, biological process: biosynthetic process. The record is from RefSeq and is a predicted model, not a curated record.
AUGGACCAAUGGCGAACGCCUGGAGGUUACCGGAACCUUCAAGACUUUGAGGCGAGGCAGCCAUCAAGUCUAGAAAAGGGAGAAACGGGCUGUCGGACUGGAAGCACCACCGAAACACACGCGUUCACCGCGGGCCGCAUGAGCGUUCAUACCUUCCCGACGAGUUGGGAGCCUAAGUUUCCCACAGUUUUGGAGGCGCAACGCCAAGAUUAUGAGUACUGCUUGCAACAGUUGCGACAGAUGGAGUAUGGAGCCUAUUUGAUCAACGUACUUCAUGCGGAGCAGAGAGCACGUUGUGCGCAUGCGGCGCUCUUCGCGUUCAACCUGCAGCUCGCUCGAAUCAAAGACUCUGUUUCUAACGAGGACAUGGGAAGACUCCGUCUAUCUUUCUUCCGCAAUGCCGUGCACGGAAUAUACGAUGGAAGCAGUGCGGAGACUGGUGUUCGUACCUCGAUCUCCAGUCCGACGCUGCGUGCUCUAUGCGAAACGAUUCAACGUUUCGCGCUCCCUGUAGAGCCUUUUGAAGCACUAUUUGCAGCAAGGGAGCAGGAUCUAAAGUAUCCGCAGCCGCAUACAAUCCAAGAUCUGGUAGAAUACACCCAGGCUUCGCACGGGUCGUGUAUUGCGCUGCACGCGAGAAUCUUGCAUGCUGUCGGGGCCAACGGCGAGCCGCCCAAACGCGAAACAGCUCAGCUGCUGGAUCGAGUCGCUAUGGACGUAGGUACGGCGGCGGGUCUUGCAACGCUUCUGCGAGGCGCACCAUAUCACGCAGCUCGCUUGCAGACAUAUGUGCCUCGUGAUGUCAUGGAAGCUUGGAAGAUUUCCGCGAAGGAGUUGGUGAACCUCCAGGUCCAGUCCUCCGUGGAUCGGCGGGGUGCCUUCCAGUCGAUUGCACUUGUGGCAGAAGAAUAUUUGGAGCGCGCUCGCUCAGACAAAGAGACCUGGAAGCGGAUUCCCCGCUCGUGUCGAUUAGCGUUUCUACCAGCUGUUUUGGCGGCGGACUAUCUGCGCAAAUUACGUGCUUCGGGCUAUGACGCAUUCGAUCGCCGUUUGCAGCUUCCUAUGACUCCCGGAAUUCAGCUCAGACUACUCCUCAGCCGCCUCAUUGGCAGGCUGCUCUAA